AUUCCGACGAGUCGUUCCAAAGGGCAGAUGGCGUCCGUACUUGGGAACAACAGCCGCGCGUCGGGGGCUCAAGGUGGCCAGGUUAAAUGCAAGCUGAAGAGGAGGAGGAGGAGAAGAUCCAAGCGAAAAGAGAAAGUCAGUAUGAUGUCAGCAUUGAUCAAUCCCUUCAAGUACAUAAGCCCUGGGACCAGCAGCACAGAGGACGAGGACAGUUUAAGUACCAGCAGUGCAGAGGUGAAAGAGAACCGCAAUAUUGAUAACUUGGAGGAUCGCUCCUUAGCAUCAGUUGAGUGUCAAUCACUCUUCUGCUCUGAAUCUACAAGGAGUGGGAGUUCUAGUCUGAAGAGGAAACGGCCCCUGGAGGAAGACAACAAUGGUCACCUCAGCCAACUACGUCUGAUCUAUAAGAAACUGUCCUGGUCUGAGGCACCAAAGAAUGCUUUGGUUCAGCUCAAUGAGCUUCGGCCAGGUCUUCAGUAUCACAUGGUUUCACAAACAGGUCCAGUCCACGCUCCUGUUUUCUCUAUUGCUGUUGAGGUUAAUGGCUUGACCUUUGAAGGGACAGGUCCCACAAAGAAGAAGGCUAAGAUGAGGGCAGCAGAGCUGGCCCUUAAAUCUUUUAUUCAGUUUCCUAAUGCUCCUCAGGCCCACUUAGCCAUGGGAAACAUCUCAAACCCAUCAGCUGACUUCACCUCAGACCAAGCUGACUUCCCUGACACUCUUUUCAAAGAGUUUGAAUCUUCAGCAUGCUCUGAUGGCCUCACCCUUUGCAACUCAGAAGCAGAAAGUCAGCUAUUAUCAAGUGAGCUCCUGCGACAUGGACGCUUGCUUCGUCAUACCUUGGACCUGAUGGUACAGGCUCAGCAGAGGUUGGGGGGCAUUGUUCCAGAGCCCAAUGCGCCCAAGAGUCCCGUGGUGCUGCUCAAUGAGCUGCGUCCGGGUUUGCGCUAUGCCUGUCUCUCUGAGCGUGCCGAGGGCCGGCGGCUGCGUAGCUUUGUGAUGGCAGUACGUGUGGAUGGACGGAUCUUUGAGGGCUGUGGUCGUAGCAAGAAGAUGGCCAAGACCCAGGCAGCCCAGUGCGCUCUUGAGGCUCUCUUUAAUAUCAGGACAGCCCCUGAAGGGAGGAUGGGUCUCAAAGCCAGCAGGAAGAUAUGCCCUCAUUUACCCCAGGACUUUGCCGAUUCAAUAUUCCACUUGGUGAGGGAGAAGUAUCGCACACUGCUGGGCGGCUGCAGUCCAGCUUACUCUCAACACAAAUCCCUGGCAGGCAUCGUAAUGACCCGAGGUCUGGACAUUAACUAUGCCCAGGUGGUGGCGUUGUCCACAGGAACCAAAUGUAUCAACGGGGAGAAUCUGAGUGACCAGGGACAAGUGGUCAAUGACUGUCACGCUGAAGUGACCGUACGCAGAGCCCUGCUACGCUUCCUUUAUUCUCAACUGGAGCUCUUCUUUAGUAAAAGGCCAGAAGACUGGGAACAGUCUAUUUUUGUGAGGCAUAAGGAGCGCAGCUACAGGUUACGAGACAGCGUCCACUUCCACAUGUACAUCAGCACCUCGCCGUGUGGGGACGGGAGACUCAACUCGCCCUACGAAAUCACCACGGACUUACCCAGCAGCAGAAACCUUAUGAGGAAACACCGCUGCCACCUGCGAACCAAAAUCGAAUCAGGCGAGGGUACGGUACCAGUGAGGUGUCGGGGGUCCGUCCAGACGUGGGACGGGAUUUUACAGGGAGAGCAGCUCAUCACCAUGUCCUGCACUGACAAAAUGAUCAGGUGGAAUACUCUUGGCCUGCAGGGUGCGUUGCUGAGCCACUUAAUGGAGCCUGUGUACCUUCAUAGCGUGACUGUGGGCAGCCUGCGCCACACGGGCCAUCUGGGCAGGGUCCUGAACCAACGGCAGGAACGAUUAGGCCCCCUCCCCGCCACGUACAGACGCAACCAGCCGCUACUCAGUGGGUUAAGCUGUGUCGAGUAUCAGUAUUCAGGGAAGGCCUUGUGCGUGAGUGUCAACUGGACGUCGGGCGACGCGCAGUUGGAGGUGUUAAACACCGCCACAGGACGGAGACGUGACUCAGGGAUGCCUUCACGCCUCUGCAAACACGCACUGUUCACACGCUGGAACAGACUUUACUGCAAGCUGGGGGUCUCCGCGUCCCGCCCAGAAGACAGUCAGCUCGUUUACUCCCAGGCCAAGAUGGCGGCACGCCCUUACCAGACAGUCAAGCAGCAGUGGUUCAGGUCUCUUCAAGAAACAGGCCUGGGCACCUGGGUGAAGAAACCACCUGAGCAGGAACAGUUCCUGCUAUGAGACUAAAGAGUCUGUGUUUGUGUGUGAGUACAUGCGUGUGAAUGUGUUAACCUUUAUUUUAUUUUUUUUAGGGUAAGGUAGGGGCCAUGCUCUUUGCAAACAUAUACACCCUGCAUAACCGAGAGUGGAAAGCCGUCAGUCAUCAUUGUGUGUGUUUUGUUGUGAAUGUCCCACACAUCCGCUCCACCAGUCAAUACAAA
Molecule: messenger RNA, 2510 nt
Organism: Phycodurus eques (leafy seadragon)
Lineage: Eukaryota; Metazoa; Chordata; Actinopteri; Syngnathiformes; Syngnathidae
Gene: adarb2
Product: adenosine deaminase RNA specific B2 (inactive)
Exons: 10
Coding region: 28-2310 (760 amino acids)
Biological process (GO): RNA processing; adenosine to inosine editing
Cellular component (GO): nucleolus; cytoplasm
Molecular function (GO): double-stranded RNA adenosine deaminase activity; double-stranded RNA binding; tRNA-specific adenosine deaminase activity
Source: RefSeq, a predicted model, not a curated record